AGUUUCUUUCGUCGAGUUUGUGAACAUCAGCGGAUGACAUUAAAUUGCGGCUCGAAGGUCAUCAACAUCGUAAGCGCUACUUACGGACGCACCCGGAGAGGAAUUUGUGGAUUUAGAAAUAAUAGAAACACCAAUUGUCAUGCUGGAACAUCCAUGAUGGUCGCUAAAUAUGAGUGCCAAGGACAGUCAAAGUGCACAUUGCACGCUAAAAACUCAGCCUUUGGAGACCCGUGCGUGGGCACUUUCAAAUAUCUGGAAGUAGGUCACAACUUGUAUUUUCAAAAAAUUACCUUAAAUAUAUAUGUUUUUUUUCGCGUUGGCUCAAUUCUUUUUUUUUACGUUGUUGCAACGUUAAAAAGUGUUACACAGGAAAGAAGUCAUAAAACUAAUUCUAACUAGUAGUCACGAUUUUGAUAUUAAGUGCGAAAAGCCUGAAUGGGGGGGGGGUGGUGUAAACAAAAAGACAACAAUGGCUCUGCUGAUUUCUAAAAAACCGGAAUUCAACAUUCUCAUUUUUGAUUUUUUCCCGCUUAUUUUUGGUUGCAGAACUCAGCGACAUUUAGGUAACUAGAUUAUUAACUAUUUCCUCCCCUUAUCUUUCUCUCAUCAGAGUUUCACUGUAUUGAUUUUAUUUUUUUUUAAAAGGUGAGGUAUGAGUGCGUACCAAAAUCACAAGUCCGAGACUCAGUUUUACUGCGAAUCUGUGAGCACCGCACGCAGACAAUCAGGUGUCCUUCAUGCAAACCGAAGAUCAACAUCGUAUCAGCAAACUAUGGCCGUUUAACUGGUGGCCACAUCUGUGGAGGAUCAGUACGAACUACGAACUGCGGAGCUGCGGGAUCGCUCGACAAAGUGAAAAGAUCCUGCCAGAGGAAACGCAGCUGCCGUUUGACAGCAUCAAAUAGGAUCUAUGGGGAUCCUUGUGUUGGUACAUAUAAGUAUCUUGAGGUAAGAGUAACUCAAUUUUAUUUUUAA
Molecule: messenger RNA, 975 nt
Organism: Pocillopora meandrina
Lineage: Eukaryota; Metazoa; Cnidaria; Anthozoa; Scleractinia; Pocilloporidae
Source: the annotation of a GenBank genome assembly